Molecule: messenger RNA, 2796 nt
Organism: Hibiscus syriacus
Lineage: Eukaryota; Viridiplantae; Streptophyta; Magnoliopsida; Malvales; Malvaceae
Product: putative RNA polymerase II subunit B1 CTD phosphatase RPAP2 homolog
Cellular component (GO): nucleus; cytoplasm
Molecular function (GO): RNA polymerase core enzyme binding; RNA polymerase II CTD heptapeptide repeat phosphatase activity
Source: RefSeq, a predicted model, not a curated record
UUAUUUCGACCUCCCAAUUUUUUUUCGAAGUUCAACAGAAAACUUGAGACAAGAAUCCCCAAAAAGGAGAAAAAAUUUAUCAUCAAUGGCCAAAGAUGAGUCAAUCUCCGUGUCAGAAGCCGUGCACAAGAUUCAACUUUACCUGCUCGACGGUAUCCAAGGAGAAAAACAACUCUUCUCCUCCAGUUCCUUAAUUUCCCGAAGCGACUACGAGGAUGUCGUGACCGAGAGGUCGAUUUCCAACGCCUGCGGUUACCCUAUCUGCCCAAACCCCUUACCUUCCGAACCCCGUCGAAGAGGCCGUUACCGAAUCUCAUUGAAAGAACAUAGAGUUUACGAUUUACAAGAAACCAGCAGGUUUUGCUCCCCCGAUUGCCUCAUCAAUAGUCGAGCUUUCGCUGGGAGUUUACAGGAAGAGAGGUGUUCCGUUUUGAAUCAUGCGAAACUUAAUGCGAUUUUGAGUUUGUUUGAGGACGUGGAUUUGGGCGACAAGGGUUUGGGGAAGAAUGGGGAUUUAGGGUUUUACAAUUUGAGGAUUAAAGAGAAUGAGGAAACAAAGGCCCGGGAAGUUUCAUUGGUGGGUCCUUCCAAUGCUAUUGAAGGCUAUGUCCCACAAAGAGAAUUGGUUUCUAAGCCCUCACCUUUAAAGAGCAGCAAAAAUGGAGCGUUUGAUUCGAGUAGUUCCAAGAUUGGUAAUAGCAUAGGAGAUUCAUUUUUUAGUAAUGGGAUAGAGUUCACUAGUACUAUAAUUAUGAACAAUGAAUAUACAGUUUCUAAGAAUCCUGGUAUUCAGGGUCAAAGAACAAAGCGUAGUAGCAUGAAAGAUGCUAUUAAUGAGAUGAAGUUUACUAGUGAAAUAUUCAUGAAUGAUGAAUAUACUGUUUCCAAGCCCCCCCCAGGGUCAAGACAUGCCUGUUCAGGUUUAAAAUUAAAAGAAGUAGAACAAGGAGGAGUUUGUAAAGACUUUGAGGAAAAGUGUAUGAUAUCGGAAUCCUCAUCUCCUUUAAGGGAAAAAGAUUCUAACAUUGUAGAACUGUCUUCAACUAGUUGUGUCUAUCAGAGUGAUUUGGGCACAAUUGGUACUGAAGCAGAGAAAGAAACCCGUGCUGACAAGGCUGUGGCAUCAAGUGAGGUUCUGCUUAAGUCCUCCCUUAAAUCUGCUGGAGGAAAGAAACUUAAUCGCUCAGUUACUUGGGCUGAAGAUAAAAAUGUUGGCAAUCCUCAGAAAGAUAAUCUUUGUGAAGUUAAAGAAAUGGAUACUCAGAAAGGAGAUUCUGAAAUGUGUGGAAGUGCAGAAGAUGGUGAUGAUGAUAAAAUGUUACGGUUUGCAUCCGCAGAAGCUUGUGCUAUGGCAUUGAGCAAGGCAGCUGCAGCUGUGGCAUCUGGAGAUUCUGGUGUCAAUGACGCUGUUUCUGAAGCUGGACUUAUCAUGCCAUAUCCAAUUGAGGCGGACAAGGAGGAGCGAGGGAAGAAUGUUGUUACACUUGUACCGGAAGUAGAAUCUGAACUAGAAGAAGCCUCUGUAAAGUGGCCAGCAAAACCUGGGAUUCCACGCUCUGAUUUUUUUGACCCAGAAGACUCUUGGUUUGAUGCUCCACCAGAGGGUUUCAGUUUAACCCUGUCAACUUUUGCAACAAUGUGGAAUGCGCUUUUUGAAUGGAUAACAUCAUCUUCUUUGGCUUAUAUAUAUGGGAGAGAUGAAACUUUCCAUGAAGAGUACCUCUCAGUUAAUGGGAGGGAGUAUCCACAUAAGAUUGUCUUGCGAGAUGGUCGUUCUUUUGAAAUUAAAGAAACUCUUGCGGGUUGUAUUUCUCGUGUUUUGCCUGCUAUUGUAACUGCUCUUAGACUGCCUAUACCAAUAUCUACUUUGGAGCAAGGAAUGGGGCGCCUGCUAGAAACAAUGUCAUUUGUGGAAGCUCUUCCGGCAUUCAGAAUGAAACAGUGGCAAGUAAUUGUUCUUCUGUUUAUUGAUGCUCUUUCUGUAUGUAGAAUACCUGCCCUCACUCCUCACAUGACUAAUGGGAGGAUGCUUCUUCACAAGGUGCUGGAUGGUGCUCAUAUUAGUAUGGAAGAAUACGAGGUUAUGAAAGAUCUCAUAAUUCCACUUGGCCGAGCACCUCACUUCUCUUCUCAGAGUGGUGCUUGACGUUCGAUUGAAGUCAGUUCUUGGUACAUAUGCCUUAUUUUUUUUCCUGGAAGUUAUCUGAAAUUAUUCCAUUUAAAUAUUCAAUUGGAUGAAUAUAAUAAUUCGUGUUCAUGGUGGAAAUUCCGUUUUUCCCUUUAGAAGUUGCAAAAUCUCAUGAUCUACAAUCAACUCAUUCAUGGGUGCACAUGUGUACAUCGCAAAGCAUUAAUCAGUUUCAUUUGCCAAUGUGAUGGAGUACUGGAUAUAUGUGUUGAUGGACUGAAUUAUAUAGUAUAUUUUAUUUAAUAUUGAAUGGGCUCCUUUGUAACUGUUAAAUAUAUUUAGGCUAAUUAUUUUACAUGUUUUUCCGGGGUUUGCUUGGAGUGAAAGAACCAUGUGUGCUAACAAAUUUGGCUGGCAUUGUGAAGCUUAAACGGGAACUUUCACUUGAGUUUGGCUGGAAUGGAUACAAAGCCUCAUUACCGGUUCAGGCUGAUGAUUGUUGAAAUUUAAUUGAAUGGCGACACGCGUGUUUGUUUGUUGAGAAUGUUGCGUAUAAUUCCACCUUGGUUUUUGAAGAUUAAUAGAUGCUGUUAUGGUAUUGGGACGCAAUAUGUAAAGCUUAUGUUAAGUAAGGUUUAGAUUUGAUAGUUCUAGAAUUUUUAUAUUUA